AUGACUAAAUACGUUAUUGUUUCUGGUGGUGUUAUCUCUGGUAUUGGUAAAGGUGUUAUUGCUUCCAGUACUGGUACCCUUUUAAAGAGUUUAGGUCUUCGUGUGACAGCUAUCAAAAUCGAUCCUUACCUUAACAUUGAUGCUGGUCUUAUGAGUCCUUUGGACCACGGUGAGGUCUUUGUCUUGAAUGAUGGUGGUGAAGUCGAUUUGGAUUUGGGUAACUACGAACGUUUCCUUGAUGUUGAAUUAAGCCGUAUCAACAACAUUACAACCGGUAAAAUCUACAGUGAAGUUAUUGAAAAGGAGCGUAAGGGUGAUUACCUCGGUAAGACUGUCCAAGUUGUUCCUCAUGUCACCGAUGCUAUCCAAAGCUGGGUUGAACGUGUUGCUGACUUACCUAUUGACGGUGAGAAGCCUGAUGUUGUCAUUAUUGAGUUAGGUGGUACCGUCGGUGAUAUUGAGUCUGCUCCCUUUGUUGAAGCUAUGCGUCAGUUCCAAUUCCGUGUUGGUCAUGACAACUUCUGUCUCAUUCACGUUUCUUUGGUACCUGUUGUCGGUUCUGUUGGUGAACAAAAGACCAAGCCUACUCAAAUGAGUAUUCGUGAUCUCCGUGGUGCUGGUCUUACUCCUGAUCUCAUUGCUUGUCGUUCUUCCAAGAUUCUCGAUCCCAGUGUUGCUGCCAAAAUCUCCAUGUUCUGUCAUGUUGCUCCUGAACAAGUUUUGGCUGUUCAUGACGUCGACUCUGUCUAUCACGUUCCUAUUUUAAUGCGUGAACAUGGUGUCAUUGACUUUUUCCGUCGUCGUCUUAACUUGGAUGCUCUUCAAAUCAGUGAUGAACGUCGUUUAGUCGGUGAAGAAUUAUGGACCAAAUGGACAACUUUAGCUGGAAGUUACGUUGAUAUUCAUGACAAUGUGACUAUUGCUCUUGUUGGUAAAUAUACCAACCUCCACGAUUCUUAUAUCUCUGUCUAUAAGGCACUUGAACAUGCUUCUCUCAACUGUAAGCGUAAGCUUAAAAUCAACUGGAUUGAAGCUACUGAUUUAGAAAAUGAUACUCUCGAAUCCGAUUCCGCAAAGUUCCACGAAGCCUGGAAGUUAUUAUGUGCCUCUGAUGGUGUGAUUGUUCCUGGUGGUUUCGGUGGUCGUGGUAUCGAGGGUAUGAUUUUGGCUGCCAAGUGGGCUCGUGAGAACAAGAUGCCUUAUUUAGGUAUCUGUUUGGGUAUGCAAAUCGCUGUUAUCGAGUUCGCUCGUAAUGCAUGUGGUAUGGCUGAAGCUCAUUCAUCCGAAAUGAACCCUAACACACCUACACCUGUCGUUAUUGAUAUGCCCGAGAUCUCCAAGACUCAUAUGGGUGGUACCAUGCGUUUAGGUAUUCGUCCUACUGUUUUCCAACCUGGAAGUGAAAACUCUCGUGUUCGUAAAUUAUAUGGCUCUAAGCAAUCUGUUGAUGAACGUCAUCGUCAUCGUUAUGAAGUCAACCCUGAAUAUAUUGGUACUUUCGAAAAGAACGGUCUUCAAUUUGUUGGUAAGGAUACAACUGGCCAACGUAUGGAGAUCGUUGAAAUGGAUGAUCAUCCUUAUUUUGUCGGUUGUCAAUAUCAUCCUGAAUACCUUACUCGUCCUUUGAACCCUUGUCCUCUCUUCCGAGGUCUCAUCUUGGCUGCUGUAGGUCAACUCGAUGCUUCCUUGUAA
Mucor mucedo is the source of this 1692-nucleotide messenger RNA. RefSeq names its product CTP synthase. Gene Ontology annotation, molecular function: identical protein binding; CTP synthase activity. NCBI's taxonomy places the organism in Eukaryota, Fungi, Mucoromycota, Mucoromycetes, Mucorales, Mucoraceae. The record is from RefSeq and is a predicted model, not a curated record. Gene Ontology annotation, biological process: pyrimidine nucleobase biosynthetic process; CTP biosynthetic process. Gene Ontology annotation, cellular component: cytoophidium; cytoplasm. The transcript has 2 exons. The coding region runs from base 1 to 1692 and encodes 563 amino acids.